Molecule: messenger RNA, 909 nt
Organism: Eimeria mitis
Lineage: Eukaryota; Apicomplexa; Conoidasida; Eucoccidiorida; Eimeriidae
Exons: 4
Coding region: 1-909 (302 amino acids)
Source: RefSeq, a predicted model, not a curated record
AUGGCCUCCAGAGCAGCAAAGGCCGAGGCCCAGCCAUUGGGGGCCCGGGGGCCCCCCUUGUAUGCGGGUGCUGCAGCCCCUGCUGCUGCUGCUGCUGCUGCUGCUGCGGGGGCCCGGGGGCCCCCCUUGUAUGCGGGUGCUGCAGCCCCUGCUGCUGCUGCUGCUGCUGCUGCUGGUGGUGGUGGUGGUGGUGCUGGUGGUGGUUCUGGUUCUGCUGCGCCGGCAGCAGCAGCAGGGGGCCUCCCUACAGCAGCUGGUAGCAGCGGAGGGGGAGGGGCCCUGGGUACUGGCAGCAACGUGGGGGCCCCAGUGGGGGGGGGUACAGCAGCUGGUAGCAGCGGAGGGGGAGGGGCCCUGGGUACUGGCAGCAACGUGGGGGCCCCAGUGGUGGGGGCCCCCCCAGGCCCCACCACUGCAGCAGCACAAUCCUCACCUGCUUCUCGUGUCUCCUCUGUGGAGCUCUUUGCUUCUAGCGACGAAGAAAAUAUGUCCGCUAUCAGCAGCAGCGUAGCGGGGGCCCCCUUGGGGGCCCCCUUGGGGGCCCCUACAGCAACGGCCACCAUGCAGCGUGCGGGGGCCCCGGGGGCCCCCACAGACCAACGUAAAAUGUCCGCUAUCAGCAGCAGCGUAGCGGGGGCCCCCUUGGGGGCCCCCUUGGGGGCCCCUACAGCAACAGCCACCAUGCAGCGUGCGGGGGCCCCGGGGGCCCCCACAGACCAGCGUAAGCAUCUAGGCACAGGGGGCCCCCACCAAGUGCCUGGAGGGCAUCCGGGGGCCCCCCAGUACCCAGGGGGCCCCGUUGCAACGGGGCCCCAGGGGCCUGUGGGUGUGCCAGGGGCGUGGGGCCCCCGGCAGGGGCCCCCAGGGGGCCCCCCUGGGGGCCCCCCCCCUUCUUCAUUCCGUCUGUAG